AUGGUUUUUAUGGCAUCGUUUAACAGGAUAGGAGCGAGUAAGAGCGGACAGGGUGCUACAAAGACGGUUUCUUCAAACCCAUUUUACAAUGCUUUAAAAUUUCUGGAGCCCCCUUUGCGUGUUGAGGCAUCCACAACAUCAAAUUUAAUAGAUAUAAACGAACCUUCGCAAGAGCAAUCCCUUUUUGACCCUGAAUUUCUCGAAGAAGAAAUCGUGCAACCUAAGUCAACAAAAGCCUCGACAAAGCGCCAACGACAAGAAGAUUCCGAGUAUGCAAAGGUUGUUGAGAGCGCUUUGCAAACGAUGAAUUCUGCUGCAAAAAGCGAUCCUUGGGAUGAUAUGGGCAAUUUCGUGGCAUCAAAUGACCGUGAAUUCGCAGCCGAAAACAUUCAGUUGUCAAAACGUUUUAAGAUUGCAAUUAAUGAGGUUGUACUAAACUACCAUAAGGAGUUUGCAAGCCCACAGUAAUGCGCCAAACUCGAAUUACUGGCAAUGAUCUCAAAACAACAAUAAAUAGAUUUAAGACAUUUUAGUAAAUUUUCUUCGUGUGCCAUUUUAAUUUAAUAAAUUUUUUUUAUUUUUUCCCAAGUUUUAACUUUAAGAAAUCUUGAUGAAUUUUCUUCAUGUGCCUUUUGAAUUAAAUCAAUUUCUUAUGUGUAAUUAAAAGUAAAAAUUUUUAAUUGAAUUCAUUUUCUUUUUAAACGUAUGUAUGUUAAGGAUAUUUAUG
Molecule: messenger RNA, 727 nt
Organism: Rhagoletis pomonella (apple maggot)
Lineage: Eukaryota; Metazoa; Arthropoda; Insecta; Diptera; Tephritidae
Exons: 4
Coding region: 1-468 (155 amino acids)
Source: RefSeq, a predicted model, not a curated record